AUGAAUGGGCGUGUACACACCAUUUUGAGCACCUCAGUUCCUAAGAGCAAACUGAUAGAACUGAUCGAUGACAUCAGUGCCGUUGCUGAUCUCAAAACGGGAUGGAAUUGCAAGUCAUGGCUAUGUGUUGAACCACUACAUUACACACAGACCGAUAGCUAUAACUGUGGUGUGAUUGUAUGUCUUUUUGCUCGGUGUUUGUGUGAGGGGUUGGAUAUCAAUGGAAGUUACGAUGUGGACAUGGAAAGGGAAAGAAUAACGUCUGUCAUAUUUGGCUCGUGUUAUGAUGACCUUGAUUGGUAAG
Messenger RNA from Pocillopora verrucosa, 304 nucleotides. The record is from RefSeq and is a predicted model, not a curated record. NCBI's taxonomy places the organism in Eukaryota, Metazoa, Cnidaria, Anthozoa, Scleractinia, Pocilloporidae.